Molecule: messenger RNA, 822 nt
Organism: Cutaneotrichosporon cavernicola
Lineage: Eukaryota; Fungi; Basidiomycota; Tremellomycetes; Trichosporonales; Trichosporonaceae
Exons: 3
Coding region: 1-822 (273 amino acids)
Cellular component (GO): membrane
Source: RefSeq, a predicted model, not a curated record
AUGGCGUACAACCACUACCUGCCCAAGAAGAUUGACCUGACCCCGAAGCGGCACCACGGCUUCUAUGUCGUCCUCUUCAUCUUUGGCAUGAUCCUUCCCCCCGUCGCCGUGGCGCUACGGUUCGGGAUCGGUAGAGACUUUUUCAUCAAUUGCAUCCUCACCCUCUGCGGGUACAUCCCUGGCCACGGACACAACUUCUACAUUCAGAACAUCCGAAACAACACCAACAAGGCGCGCACGCCCAAGUGGGCAAUUCGUUACGGCCUCGUCGACGACUCGCAGUUCCGCCGCAAGGAGGCCAAGUCACAGUGGGCCAAGCGCUACGACGAGCGCAACCCCGAGUCUACACUCGUUGGCCAAGAACUCGCCGAGGGCGAGGAGGGUCCCAACUACACCCCAAGCAACCCCGACGCGCCGGCCCGCCGCCGCGGUUCUGAGGGUCUCUGGGACCGCGAGGAAGAGCAAUUCUACAACGACGACGACGUCGCGCCGAACCAGCGCAACUGGCAUUACCCCACCAACUUUGAGGGCACGGUCGGCACUGGCGGGCGCAAGAAGAAGGGACGUGGCGGAGACAGGUGGGAGCGCACGCGCUCGGCCACCUCUGGUAGCAACGGUAGCAACGACAACUACGGCACGUACCCGCCUGGUGGAACGGCGUCUACAGACGACGACGUGCCCGAGUGGGGCCGUGACUACGGCUCGUCAAAGAGGCGCAGCUCGCGCGGGCGCAAGAACUCUGCGGGCUCUGGUUCAAGCGGGCCGUCGAGCGCGCCGAAGCGGAGCAACAACCCGGACGACGUGUUCCGGCACGAGUUCUGA